CGGAGGUCCAAUUGUAAAAUUUCAUCGCGUUAACCUAAAUGAGGCCUUUUUCACAUAAACUGUUUAGUUGGGCCAAAAGUCUCUAUUCGAAACAUUUCGGGGUUAUAAACUUAUAAUUAUAAAUCGGCCUAGGGUUUUAAUAUCAUCUGCUGCCGUCUCUACCGAACAUCGCCACUGCAAAUGCAAUAGGUAAAGAAGGUAGAGUCGCCGUCGCCGUACUUAGUACCGGAGUAAUCCCGCAACCUCUACAGGUUUAUUUUCGAAGCUAGAAGAUGGCGUAUGCAGCGAUGAAACCAACAAAGCCAGGGCUUGAAGAGCCUCAAGAACAGAUUCACAAGAUUAGGAUUACCCUUUCCUCCAAGAAUGUUAAGAAUCUUGAAAAAGUGUGUGCUGAUUUGGUUCGUGGUGCAAAGGACAAGAAGUUGAGAGUUAAGGGACCAGUUAGAAUGCCCACCAAGGUUCUUAAUAUCACAACCAGGAAGUCUCCUUGUGGUGAAGGAACAAACACAUGGGACAGAUUUGAGCUUCGUGUUCAUAAACGUGUGAUUGAUCUUUUCAGCUCACCAGAUGUUGUGAAGCAAAUCACCUCCAUCACCAUUGAACCUGGUGUUGAGGUUGAGGUCACCAUUGCCGAUUCUUAGAUUUCCAACUGUUGUUUGACUUGCCCCAUACAUUUACUAUGUUCUAUUUUGGGUAAGAUUUCAUAUAGGUUAAAUACUUUUUGUAUUUUUGCAAGUGUUUCAAGUGAAGAAAUUGAGAGUCGUGUUUAUUUUUAAACUAUUGUAUUUUCAUCAACUUAGUGCAUUUCAAAGUUCAUGCCUAGUUUAGUUUUUUCGAUUGGUGUGUAGUAUCAUGUGAGAUUUUGGAUUGGAUUCGUAAAACCAUUUUGAAUAUGUAGAAGGAAAAAACAGAAAAUGGGUGAUCUCAUGUAACAAAUUGAUCACGUUUCUUGGCAUUUUAGCAUAAUUAUAAUUUCCC
Messenger RNA from Lactuca saligna, 978 nucleotides. The record is from the annotation of a GenBank genome assembly. Lineage: Eukaryota; Viridiplantae; Streptophyta; Magnoliopsida; Asterales; Asteraceae.